AGUACACAUACAAAAGUCACUGAAAGCAAAAAUUUAUUUGCACAUUGGUUUUCAGUAAUGUAAGACAAAAUGUUGUUCUCCACAGUAUAUGCGUGUGUUCUUUGGGUUCUAAUAUACAGUUUCAAUAUUUCUUCGGCAAAAGAAAAGGUAUGUUCCAAAUUCGCUUACGAGGAACAAACUUUAGAAAAGAUGAUCCGCACGGAAAUUAAGGUAGAAAACAUUGAAAGUGAGAUAAAGAAAACUCAAGAUUCUGUCUUGAACACUUUAAAGGAGAUACAGAUGACAGUUGCCCAUAUCACCGACAGAUUUGAAGAUUUGAGAAAUAACUUUACAGAAGAAAUGGAACAAAAGACACAGGACAUAGAGAAGAGAGAAGAUUUUUUCAAAAAUACAUUUGAUGAACUACGAACGAAUUUCACGAACGACAUGGAGAAUGAAAGAAACAGUCUUUCUGAACUCAAAGAUUUUUUCAAAAAUACAUUUGAGGAACUACGAGCGAAUUUCACGAACGACAUGGAGAAUGAAAGAAACAGUCUUUCUGAACUCAAAGAUUUUUUCAAAAAUACAUUUGAGGAACUACGAACGAAUUUCACGAACUCCAUGGAGAAUGAAAGAAACAGUCUUUCUGAACUCAAAGAGAAACUGACUUGGCCUUCCGUCGCAUUUUAUGCACAUCACGUGACAGAAACAAACCUUGCUAAGGACAACCAGAUCAUUGUGUUUGACAGUGCGUUAACAAACGAGGGAUCCGGAUACGACACCUCCACAGGAAUCUUCACAGCACCUGUCGACGGGAUGUACCAGUUUACUGUCCAUAUUUGUACAUAUUAUGGAAAAUAUUCUUACAUUGGUAUGGUGUAUGCAGGUAACGUGAUUGCGAAAGCUUCUAAUUACGACAAGGACCACGGUACCUGCUGUUCAGUAGGAGCAAUAUUAAGAGUGAAAUCAGGAGAACAGGUCUGGGUAAAAUGUACAGCAGGAAGUUCCAACAACAGGCUUCUUGAAGACAUCUAUAGAAUGAACACAUUCAGUGGAAUUCUUCUUAACAAAUAGAUGCUGAUGUACUCAACACAUUGCAUGAAGUGAUUACUGGAUAGUAGCUUAAAACUACAUUGUACGAUAAACAAUUACAUUGUAUGAUUUUUUAAAUUUUCAUUUCUGCCUUUUUCUAUACUCAGAACUACUUUAAGCAGUAUCCACACCUUCAAGUAGUUCUGCACGCUUAUUACACUGGAAGUCAUGAGUUAACGCCAUUUAUCCGCAUAAAAACUUGGCACUAAUAAAUGAUAAAUCAUCUAGUUGAUCUAAUAUCUGAUAUAUUUUUAAGUAAUACUGAAAAUGUUUUUCUUUAAUUCGUCAUUAAAGUCAGCAUAGUAGGACUUUUUGAAGGCAAAAAUCUCAUCAAAGUAUACUGUCUUUAGAAAACUUGCUUCAGACCCAAUAAAUACAACAAAAAAAUCUAAGCAUUCUUCUUUAUGGGAAAACAUU
Mercenaria mercenaria is the source of this 1488-nucleotide messenger RNA. Its product is annotated as complement C1q and tumor necrosis factor-related protein 9A-like. The record is from RefSeq and is a predicted model, not a curated record. Gene Ontology annotation, molecular function: protein binding. NCBI's taxonomy places the organism in Eukaryota, Metazoa, Mollusca, Bivalvia, Venerida, Veneridae. The transcript has 5 exons. Bases 70 to 1053 code for a protein of 327 amino acids.